This is a messenger RNA of Trematomus bernacchii (emerald rockcod), 4092 nucleotides long. RefSeq names its product vasorin-like. Gene Ontology annotation, molecular function: protein binding. Lineage: Eukaryota; Metazoa; Chordata; Actinopteri; Perciformes; Nototheniidae. The record is from RefSeq and is a predicted model, not a curated record. The transcript has 2 exons. The coding region runs from base 18 to 2183 and encodes 721 amino acids.
UAACCCUGUUUGAGCGGAUGUUGGCUCCAUCUCCCCUCAGCACUAGUUUGAGGCCUGCCGUCACCAUGCUGCCUUACUUCCUGCUCCUCUGCCUCCACUCUGGUCUGGUGGUAUCCUACGAAUGCCCGGUUGACUGUUCCUGCCAGGGCCAGGCCUCCAUCUUCUGCAUUCAACGGCGCUCCAACGUCAUGCCUCGUGUCCCCACCUCCAUCACAAAUCUAUACAUCUUCCAGAACGGCAUCGACUCUUUGUCCCAAGAUGACUUCAGAGGCCUGGGGGAGACGGAGCUUCUAGAUCUGAGCCAGAAUCAGCUGGUGGAAAUUCCAGACGGUGUGUUUGAGAUGCUGUUGAAGCUGAAGAACUUAGACCUGUCCUCUAACCAGAUCACACACAUUUCCAAAGACAGUUUCUCUGGGUUGGUCCAGCUGGAGAGACUGUAUCUUCAUGCCAACCGCAUUCAGAGCAUCCAUCCGGAGGCUUUUGACGGUUUAGAGAUGCUGCUGGAACUCAAGCUCCAACGAAACCAGCUCACAUCUCUGCCAUCCCUUCAGUUCCCCAAACUUCUGCUGCUAGACCUCAGUCACAACACCAUCCCAACCCUGGGACACUCAGACCUGCAGACCCCGCACCUGGAGGCCCUUAAGGUGUCUUCUGUUGGGCUCACCUCUGUGGAUGAGGAUCUCAUAGCCUCUCUGGGAAACCUACAUGAGCUCGACAUCUCCACAAACCAGUUAACUGAGGUGCCCCCGGCUCUGCAGCAGGACUCCCUCAAGGGGCUGAUCAAGCUCAGCCUGGCUGCCAACCCAUUGGGUGAUCUGAGGGUGGAGGACUUCCAGAAGCUGAUCGGACUUCAAGAACUGGAUCUAAGUGGUCUUAACCUCCAGGGAUUUUCUCAGAGUUUCUUCCAGACCUUCCCCAGGCUGGUGCACCUGACAGCGGCUGAGAACCCGUUUAACUGCUUGUGUCCAUUAGCUUGGUUCCCCGUCUGGCUUAAGGAGAAGAAUGUGAAUCUUGGGCGUCCUGAGGAAACCAGAUGUCACUUCCCUUUGGUUAAUGCCGGGAAGAUGCUUUCAGCGCUGGAGCACAAAGAUUUUGGGUGUCCACCUUCUACAACAGUGCUGAUUGACUCCCCCAUUGGAAGUACUCCUGUUCCCCAGGUGUCCACCACAUCUCCAGAGACCAUCCAUACCAACGCCAUACCGCCCCCUCCUCCACCCAGUGAGGCCACCAUCUCCUCAAAAACAGACCGCCCCCAUUCCCCAGAACCUCCAGUCUCUCCAAGCUCCACCAACAGGGAGGUAGGGGAGCACAUCUGCCCACCAAACAUCUGCCUCAAUGGGGGCACUUGUAAUUUUGACCCGUUAGGUCAACUCAGCUGUUUGUGUCCGUCGGGAACAUCUGGCCUCUACUGUGAAAAUGUGGAGGAGGUUCCUGAGCCCCCGAAACCUUCAGAGGUUUUGUUAGUCGCCCCUGUGAUUCCUGUUGAACUGGAUGCUAUCAGCUCACGGCACGUCACCUCCACAUCUAUCCUUCUGGACCUGCACCGAUUCAUUGAGACACGGCCAGACAUCCGGGGAAUCCGGUUGACCUACCGUAACCUCUCAGGGCCUGACCGCCGCCCCAUAAUCCUGAGUGUACCGGCAUCCUACCCUGAGUACACUUUGCGUGGUUUGCUACCCAACUGUACCUACUCAGUCUGUGCCAGUCCCCUGGAGGAAAGAAUCAGCUCCAGGACCAACAGCUCUGUUGAAACAGGGUCAUGUACGGAGGCUCGUACUGAAGGGAUACCGUGGAUGUCUACAGAGUCCAGGGUGGAGACCCAGAGCCCGCUGACAUACACCCUCAUCCCUGCCUUGGCUGCACUGGCGCUGGUGCUCGGGUUGGCCGUGGUGGCCGGGACGAUCAUUUGUGUCCGAAAGAGGAGGCAGGCCAAGGCGGGAAUGGAGCUGGAGCUAGGCCCGGCAGAUCCAGAUCCAAUGGAACUGGAGGGGACCAAGGCCUGCCUGGAGAACGGGGGAAAUGGUAUACUACCCCAAAAACAAACAGAGAUUGACAGACGUCAAACUCCUCAGCCACCUCCAUCCUUGCAACAAAAUGGGGGUUUGGACAUUGAAGUACCCUUAAUGCAAGGCCAUUGCCCAUCAAAUAACAAUAUGGCGUCAUUAAAGCCAUCCUACUUCUAAUAACCAACAAAAUGCAAACACUUGGAAAGAUUUAGCAGCGACUGAAAUUGUGGGAUCCGGCUACGUAGCUCACUUAGUGGUUAAAAAAGAAUCUGAUUUCCAUUCCAAUUUCAGAUAUCCAUGAUUACUCUCCUUUACUGUCCAGAUUGUACCACUACAAACUGGAUCAUCUAUUUUUUUUAGAUACUGAAUGAUGAAUUUAGGAAUAAAGCACAUUAGAAAUGUGCUGAACCACUGUGGGACUAUGACGCAGUUUAAAGUCAUCGAGCCGAGCUAACCAAGUGAUUCAACUAAGUGCAAUUGACUAGAAGGGUCUUAGUAGCAGACAGAAAACAGAAGUGCCUUUUUGCAUCGACACAACUGUAACCAGUGGAUUUUUCUCUUUGCUUGUAUGAAAGAAACUAUAUGAAGGAGCUGUAAUCCUUCCUGCUGGAUUUGGGAGAAAAGUGCCUCAGACUUUGGGCUGCAGAACUGCCGCAAGUGACAGUGGUUUAAAUAAUGACAGAGAUGCAGAGACCAAACGUCCCGGCACAAAACGGUUCAUCGAUCAACGCGAACCGCUCCAUGGGAGUUAUAAAAAGAACUUGCACUGAAAAGAAAUCUUUCUUUCCCUCUGUAGUGUCCACAGGACUGAUGAUGGUCACAUAAAGAAAAGCGGUCUAAGGAUUGUGUGUAGCUGUGGACAUUCUCAGAUCAAACAAAACUAUAAUUCAGGCAAAAUUGGAUUAUUCAGUGUUUUUGGAUUAACUAUAAUUCUCUCCACACGUCUUGAAGAUUCUCUCUUUGGGGAGAUUAAUUUGCUGUGAAAGAUAAAUGGACUGAAUGAACAGCCAUUGAAAAAGGACUUUGCCUGCAUCGCUCUGUGACUGGAGGCCGUUUUGUGUUUAUCAUGAUACCCUGUUUCUGUUUUCUUGUUUUUGUAUUUCUAUCCUGUUUUUUGCUGCCGAGGUCCAUUCAGUAUUGCUAUGGUUGUGAGUUAAAACGUUACUAACUGUUCCCCCUUGAAAUAGCCUGCCAGUCAUCAUGGAUUCUUUAAUUUUGUAUUUGCAUCCUAGGGAAACCUUUUUUUGAGCUAAAAGCACUAAAAGAAGCUAACAUUUAUCAAAUAUAUACUAAAAAAACAUUAAUUUAAAGAUAAAACCAGAACACAAGUCAUCUUUACUUCGAGGUUCGACGAAGUGUGAAUGUAGCUGCCAUGAGUCAGUGACUUUGAUUUUCUCUGCUGCAUAAGAAAAGCCUCUGACUGUUUUUGACAAAGUUCCUAAAUGUGUGUUCAAAGGCCUUUCACCACAGAAGCCACUCCUACAAAGCUGCAGACACGUGCCGAGAGAUGAAAGCAAAUUCAAAGAGCUCGAAGGAAAUGAGCUGCGAGUGUGACUGAGUUUUAGGCGAUAGUUUCCUGGGUUGUUUCUGAGAUAUGAUCUAGACGUUUGUUCUCACACACCACUCUCCGCCUCCUACCCGGCACUGCCUCGUGUGUUUGGAUUGUUGCUUGUUUACAGCCAGCCAGACUGUGAAAUGCACAGGCUCAGUGUGCCGUUCUGAUCCAUUUGCUCUCUCUUUCCUGUCUGGUGCUGGGAACGUCACAAGAUUUGAGUUUUUCCUUUAGAGAAAGAAUCUUAAAUUGCAAACAAAAGGUUUACAGAGUGUCAUAUUACAUGCUGAUGUUUAUUUCUAGAACAAUAGUACGAUGGUCGACAGGUGCAAACCCGUUAAAACGGGCCAACACAUUGCAAUUGGAGAAAUGCAAUGCCCUUUCAAAAAAUAUGUAAAUAUAGAAACUGACAUUUUCCAAAACACACUCAGAAACAUCUCCAGCAACUUGAGGAGACAUGCUGUGGAGACCAGGGGACACUAAAGAGUGACGCACACAGCUGGAGACCAGGGGACACUAAAGAGUGACGCACAC